Molecule: messenger RNA, 219 nt
Organism: Lasiodiplodia theobromae
Lineage: Eukaryota; Fungi; Ascomycota; Dothideomycetes; Botryosphaeriales; Botryosphaeriaceae
Product: Het-s domain protein
Exons: 1
Coding region: 1-219 (72 amino acids)
Source: RefSeq, a predicted model, not a curated record
AUGACCAAAUACGACUUCGACAACGACCUGGAGCGCAACUUGUACCGGCAUCCAGAUCGGCAGGGCCGCCCGAAGACCAGCUUCUCAAAGCUUCACGACAUCUACGCACUUGGUGUCGUGCUGCUGGAGAUUGGUCUCUGGGAAAUGGCCCUGAGCCUCUACCAACGCGCUGCGAGAAGGUUACCACCUGGCCAGACAUUGUCUCCAGCAGCCAUUUGA